Molecule: messenger RNA, 372 nt
Organism: Phytophthora infestans T30-4
Lineage: Eukaryota; Oomycota; Peronosporomycetes; Peronosporales; Peronosporaceae
Exons: 4
Coding region: 1-372 (123 amino acids)
Source: RefSeq, a predicted model, not a curated record
AUGCAACCAGCGAAGUCGUCGACGUCUUUCAGGUCAAAUCUCACGGGGCAAGAGCGAAACGAGCGAUUUUUGGAGGAUGAAACACAGCGGCAACAGCAAAUUAUGCAGGAGCAGAAUGACAGUUUGGCAGGACUUCACUCGGAUAUCACACGCUUGCAUGGAGUCACCGUGGAGAUCUCGAGCGAAGUCAAACACCAGAAUAAAAUGUUGGACGAUCUGACUGACGAUGUGGACGAAGCACAAGAGCGAAUGAAUUUUGUCAUGGGACGUUUGAGCAAACUCCUGAAGACAAAAGACAAAUGUCAACUUGGACUCAUCCUCUUCCUAGUGGCCGUGCUCGUUGUCAUGAUCUUCCUGGUCGUGUACACAUAA